CCUUUUGUCUUUCUAUAUUAUAUGAGUAAAACAUAGCGUCUACUUCCAUAAACACAAAAUUGGAGGCAAUUUUCUUGGUCUAAAAAUUAAGAAGAAGAAGAAAAACAAUGGAAUCCUCCGAACAAAUAACUAAUAGCACAGAAGAACAAGGAGUAGAAGCUCAAGAUGAUAAUCGUACUAAUUCUAAACGAGGAGGCUGGAUUACCGUUCCCUUUAUUAUGGGAAAUCUCGGGGGUCUUUCAGUGGCAGCUGGUGGCUGGGGUGCUAACUGGAUUGUAUUUCUGAUAACAAAGUUUAACAUUGGGAGUAUAUCUGCUACUAAGAUCAACAAUGUUGGUUUGGCUUUAAUUUGUAUCUUCCCGGUCGUCGGAGCUAUCACGGCCGACUCCUUUGCCGGAAACUUUAUCGUCAUAGUCAUCUCUUCCUUGAUCGCUUUGCUGGGCAUGACAUUAUUAACUCUAAUAGUUGGAAUCCCUUCGUUGAUGCCUACACCAUGUUCAAUUGGCUCUUCGAGUAUUCCAUGUGAGAGCCCAACAACUUUUCAAUAUAUCAUCCUUUAUGCUGCCAUGGGGCUAGUUACAAUGGGAAUUGGUGGCUCUCGUUUUACGAUAGCAACUAUGGGCGCCGACCAGUUUCAGACUAGCAAUCACCAAGCAAGCUUCUUUAGUUGGUACUUCAUUGUUUUGUAUGUGGGAAAUGCUUUCAGCUACAUUGUUCUGGUCUACCUUGAGGACAAUAUUGGUUGGGGAUUAGGCUUUGGGAUUUGCCUUGCCAUGACAGCACUUGCACUAGCUUUGUUUUUGUUGGGAAAACACUUUUAUCGGAUCUUUAAGCCGAAAGGAAGCCCAUUUGUGAGCAUGGUAAGAGUUGUCGUUGCAGCAAUUCGGAAGAGAAAAUUGUCAUUAACAAAUCCUUUAACAAAUAGCUCGGUGAACAUAGUUCAGACAAAAUCACCAAGUGAAAGUUUCAGGUUCUUGAAUCGUGCUUGCUUGAAAGCUGAAAACGACGAACAAAUUGAUAGCGUUCACACAAAAUCAUGGAAACUAUGCAUAGUUGAAGAAGUGGAAGACCUUAAAAGAGUAUUCAAGCUCAUUCCUUUAUGGUCAACCGGCAUUCUCUUAACCACCACCAUCGCCAUGUUUAAUAGCUUAUCAACAAUCCAAGCCCUAGCAAUGGAUAGGCAGGUGGCGGGCUCCAUCAAAAUCCCAGCUGGCACAUUCCUAGCCUUCACUCUUGUAACCACGGCCAUCUCAAUCUUCAUCGUCGACCGUUACCUACUUAAUAAGUGGAAAAAUUUACGCGGCCGAGCUCUAUCACCCCUUCAACGAAUAGGGAUCGGACACCUCAUUAACAUAAUAGGUAUUGCCGCAAUUGGCACAAUCGAAGCAAAACGGCUCCACUUGGCACGAGCAGAUCCAGCCAAGUCAGUCGUGGCCAUGUCAGCCUUAUGGCUCGUGCCAAGUCUAGUGAUUGUAGGAAUAGGCGAGGCAUUUCAUUUUCCUGGCCAAGUUGCAUUGUAUUACCAAGAAUUUCCCGAAUCGCUGAAAAGUACUUCAACAACUAUGGUAUCACUAUUAAUUGGAUUAGGAUAUUACCUUAGCGUGGUUGUCACUGAUCUUAUAGACCAUACUACGGGUUGGUUAACUAAUAACAUAAAUCAAGGAAGAGUAGAUAAUGUGUAUUGGUUUUUUGUGGUGAUUGGAGUGCUGAAUUUUGGAUAUUUUUUGGUUUGCACUAAAUUGUACAAGUACCAAGUUUAACUAUGUUGUUCAUAAU
Humulus lupulus (European hop) is the source of this 1776-nucleotide messenger RNA. RefSeq names its product protein NRT1/ PTR FAMILY 2.7-like. Gene Ontology annotation, cellular component: plasma membrane. The transcript has 4 exons. The record is from RefSeq and is a predicted model, not a curated record. Gene Ontology annotation, biological process: transmembrane transport. Gene Ontology annotation, molecular function: transmembrane transporter activity. The coding region runs from base 108 to 1760 and encodes 550 amino acids. NCBI's taxonomy places the organism in Eukaryota, Viridiplantae, Streptophyta, Magnoliopsida, Rosales, Cannabaceae.